AAAACACCUACCCCCUUAAAAUAAGAUAAAACAAACACCGGUGUCACCUUUAACUUAACGUCUCCUUGUAUCCCUGAAACAAAUAAGGAAGCAUAUUUGUCUCCGUCCACAGUUGUAGUAAUGAGUUGGCUGCUUGCAUCACUGUGCGGUGGUGACGUGUGGCGUCUGGGAGCUGUCCCAGGAAUCAUGGUGCUGAAGCUGCAGCACCAGUUCAGCAGCCAAUGAUCACAGGAGAAUCCGGGGCUACGGAUGCUUUCACCCGGAGCAGGACAGUCCGACCAUCGCGUUGGAUUUAAACGGACGGAUUUAAACCCUCCUGCUUGCUUGGAAAUUCGAUAAUUAGGGAUGUAAACCUCACUGAGACUUGCCAGCGACCUGCAGUCUGGCUGAAAAUCUAUGGGGGGAAAAAAAAUCCCGAAACUGUGAGUCGUGUAGAAAUCGGUGUAGCUCGCCAGGUAAGACAGAUUUUUUCGCUUCCCUAACAUGGCACGCCAUCGAUCGACUUAACGUGGUGUGAAAAGCUUACAGGACGUCGACAGCUCCACCGGUUUUAAAGCGUGGCUUUCGUUGUUGUGGCUGGAUUUUAUUUUUAAUUUCUAAUUUUAAGAUUGAGCGCUGACAUUUUGUUCUCUAUCUCAGUUCUUUGAACCAAAGGCAGAUUUAAAUCUUGGUCUCUGCACACGUCGCGAAUCCGGAGGGAGAAGCCCGUCGAGAUAGUUUAUGUUGUAGAGAACAGGCAGACUAUUAAGGCCAUGAAAUGACAGUGGACACUGAGUGAGCGGGCCAUAACCUUAUUACUUGAAUGCAUAUUCCUAUCAGUCUCAUAUUUGACUUUCCUCUAAUAGCCGUUUCAUUCAUUGAACUUAGGCUAAUGGCUUCAGACACUUGUUUGCAUAGGAGGGAUUAUUUUGCAUUUUAUAUCCACACCCUCGUGGGAAGACAAUAAAAAGCACCCAACCUAAAUAAAGUGGAUUUAAAAAGAAAAGAAAAAAUCUUAAAAGGCUGCUUUGAAACCAAACAAGCGCUGGAAGACGCACCUCAGCCCCCACUAUCCCAUCCCACCACAUAUGAAGAAGUGUUUGCUUAUGACGGGGACGCAUAGAGUACAUACUGUUUUCUUCCAGCACCUUUGGAUGGUACUGUGAGUUUCUGGCCGGAGACAGCCUGAUGCUGCGCAGACAGGGCAUGCUGAAGAGCCGCUGUUGCGUCCUGCUUGGUGACCUGAGGGUGCUCCUGCUCGGGCCACCGGCGCCGCCGACACCGCUUCCUCCGCUGACCCCCAUGAGCGGCCAGGCUUCGGAAAGCCAUGAAACAAGCGUCACCGUCCCCGAGAACAACAACACGUUAACGCGGAGCCACCAGCACCCCGGGGACCGAACUGCCCAGCCUGCUGCGGGAGCCACCGAGCCACCGGGUGCAGAGCGGCCGGUGGCGGGCUGGGUCGAUGCUGCAGAGCUGUCGGCGGCCCUGCGCGGCUGCAGCAGCUCCUCCGAUGACUGCUCAAAGGGCAAACUGGAGGAGAGGUUCUCUCUCACAAGCUACACGGAAAGUGGCUUCAGGACGCCUGUGUGCAGGAUCUGCUUCCAGGGACCAGAGCAUGGGGAGCUCCUGAGCCCAUGCCGGUGCAGCGGGUCAGUGCGCUGCACUCACCAGCCCUGCCUCAUCAAAUGGAUCAGUGAGAGAGGCUCCUGGGCCUGUGAACUCUGCUACUACAAAUAUCAGGUCAUUGCCAUCAGCACCAAGAACCCCCUACAGUGGCAGGCUAUCUCUCUGACAGUGAUAGAGAAGGUGCAGAUAGCAGCAGCUAUCUUGGGCUCCCUCUUCCUGAUGGCCAGCAUCUCUUGGCUGGUGUGGUCGUCUUUUAGCCCGUCAGCCCGCUGGCAGCGUCAAGAUCUGCUUUUCCAGAUCUGCUACGGCAUGUACGGCUUCAUGGAUGUCGUCUGCAUCGCACUAAUUGUCCACGAGGGACCUUCUGUGUUUCGCAUCUUCCACCGCUGGCAGGCCGUGAACCAGCAGUGGAAGGUUCUGAACUAUGAUAAAUCGAUGGACAGCGACGACCUGAAGGACACUACUGUAGACAGGACUCUAUCUCAGCCCACCCAGGGCUACCAGACUGGGAUAGGAGUAUCCACCUCCACCUCCUCGCUGAUGGUGGUGGCCUCCACUGCCGCCGGCUCCACCUCCACGACCGUGGUGACGGCCGCCGGAGGAGUGGGAACACACGUGGACCCCAACAGCGGCAGCGCAGUGCCAGACCAACACUGUCCAUACAACAUCCUCCACCUGCUCAGCCACCUGAGGCAGCCGGAGGCCCGCAGCCAACCCAGCAAUAGCACAAGAGAGCUGGUCAUGAGGGUUACUACAGUUUGAAGAGUCAGUUGAGGCCUUAUCUCACACGAGGGGGAGAGAUUUUUGAACCAGCUGACAGCUGAAGAAAAGAUCCUGUCUUAACUGCACUGGAUUAAUAUCAACACAAUCUUGUUUGUUUGAAACUGCAUCUCUGAUGUCCUUACAUUGAUUGAAUAAAAGUCAAAGUUGUUUGAUUUGCAGAAUCGGUUGGAAAAUGGUUAUUUUGACAGAUACGUUCAAAAAUAUGUGCUUGAAUUGUUAAUCUGUAGGGAAACCACGUACUGUGGUUUUUAUACUUUUUUCUUAACAGCAGCUAUAAUUUCUUAUUGGCAACCUGUCAAGCAUCUCCAAAACGGCAGCAACCAAAAGAAAAAGAAGGUUAACGGGUAGUGUGUUCACAGUGGGUGGGUUUUUUGAGUAUGCUGUACACUCUGCAAUCAUCUUCCACAUGUAGGUCUGUAUUGCUCAUGAGUCAAAAUAGGACACCAAUCUACCUUGUGAUGAGGUGGUUGCCCAGUGAAUGCCAUUCACAUUCAGUGACCUAUUGCAACCAGUUGUGGAAACCAGAGGUUAAGCAUGCAACACCCUCAAACUCUGUGCACAGUUGUCCACCAGGCUAAAUGUGGGUGAUUGCACAGGUUUCCUGGUGGACACUUGUGGCAACUUGUCUCCAAACAAUUGCAGUUCAGCUCGGACCAACUGCAUUUGCAAUUAUCUGACUAUUUGUAGAGGAAUUUCUUAGUUUCAGAUCUGUGAGAUUCUAGCAGGGCUCUGAAUAUAAGUAGUUAAUCUGAUUUUCUUUGUAGACAACAACAGAUUUGUAAUUUUACUUUUUUGUUGUUUUGAGUGUGAUUUUUUCCUUUACUAGAUAGUACAGUGAAGCAAGGAGCAAGAGUAGAGGAAGACGUGCAGCAAAGGACCUCAGGAUAGCCUUGCAGGACAUGGUCACUUGCUCAAUCUGUAAAUUAAACCAACACCACAUUUUAUGAUUUUCACUGAUUCGUCACAGUUAGUUGCUGUAUUAUCACAAAGAGUAUGCAUGUAAUUACCAACCUUUGCAUACUGACUCUGUCUUCUUGCCAUUUCAUCACUUUUUUUUCACUGUCUGGUUGCUCCAAAGAGGCAACUGUCUGUGAGCAGCCACAGACCUGGUCCUCAUCUUUGAAGCAAGCUUUUCAAAGGCUCCUACACUGGUUUCCCUACUGUGACUGCAGAUUGAAUUUAGAUUUUAUUUAACCAAAGAAAAUAUUUUGAAUGUUCAGAUCUGCAUCCAAAUCUUAAAGUACUCAAAUUCAGAUAUGGAGUAGUUCAAAAGGAAUCGGUACAUCACUCCAUGGUGUCCUUUUCUUCCAUACAUCACACUAAGAUCACAUUUAACCAAUGAAGAAAAGCAAAAGUUUUGAUCUAUAGUCUGUUUAGGAACAACACAUAGACUGAGACUUCAUAACAUGCCGCGCAGCAGCUUAGUCAGUGUUUUAAGAAUAUCAUAUGUAUUCUGCGUGAUCUGCAACAGUCAUAAAAGUGAGGGAAUCACAUUUCUAAAUCUCAUAUGCAGGUCUAACCUACUUAUGUCAUAAACCAUCAUGUUUGUAACACUACAGAGAGAUGCUAGUGUUGAAUUUAGACUUCUUCGUCCAUGUUGUGUGAUCAGAGAGAAUAUUACAGUAAUAUUACAGUAGGUGCGAUGUGCACAUCGCUAUGUGGCCUGAUGUAAAUCACAGGCAAGAUAUAGUGCAGUAAACAAGUUGCCUAAAUCCAUUUGUAAACAUUUUUUCAGGGUUUUUCCCCCCACUACAUCAAAGAAGGCUUGAUGGAUUUUGGGGCUUUUUUUUUAAGAAAACAAAAACAGCUUUUUUUUCUUAGUAAUGUCUUUGAUGGGCAUUUCGUCUGUCACUUUCAAUGUGAUUUUUGUUGAUUGCAGGAAGGGUAUUUUUUGCAGCAUAGUUUGCCAGGAUGGAUAAAAUGGGGGCAUGUGGCUGAACAAUAGAAGAAAUCUCUUUUAAAGGAAGUCACCAGCUAGUUUGUUUAAUUGCUUCAGCCAGUGUCUGUAUUCACAGAAACGCGUUUCUGCUACAAAGCAGUGGUGUCACUUACAGUCCAUUAGGCCCACAUUCAGGCUCACAUUCGGCUCACAAAGCCGGUAAUUUCCUCCGUCUCCCGGCUCUCGGAUUCUGAUGUGCUCUUUGAUAUUUCUUUCCAGGUCUUGUUUCAUGUCCAUGAAAGAUCAGUUUUUAUCUCAGGGGGCAAUGCUAAAUCAUGUUGUAGGAGGGGAGAAACACUGUUAAAAACAUCUUCAUAGCAGGGGGUGAUGGAGGUUGGGAAGGGAACAUCCCCCCCCCCACAAGAAAAGACACAAGACCACGAGAUACUACACAGUGAAGACGCUGUGCUUUAUUGCACAAUUUCUGAUUUGGAUGAAAACAACAAUUUUUAAAAAAUGGAUGCUAAUUUUAUCCAUUAGAAGCAAAACCCGAAAGCAGAUCAUAGUGUGAAGCAUUUCUCAGGAGCUCUGCCUCUGGUGCCUUUCAGCAUUUUCCAACAUGAUUUACAUUAAAUCACGCCAUUAGCUUUAAAGCGCAUCAAAUAGAAAAGAUAUUUAAAUGAUGCUGGUGCUUAAUGUCAAGCACUCUGUUCUUGCAAGUCUUUGCAGGGAAUCAGUGCCAUAAUUUAAACCUGCCAUAUCAAUAUAUAUCCCUGUUUGCUUUGAUAUUUGCAUCUUCACAAACUCAACUUUCUGCUUCCUCUUUAGCCUUUCGUAUUUUAUCAAUUAACCUCCACUGUGCUGGAUCUGCUGUUUCACCAUCCCCUCCUCGUAAUUAAAUACAGGAGUACAGUAUAUGCAGAGAAUCAGGUAGCGUCGUGAUUUUCUGCUGAAUUAUUUAAGCCGUGAAGCGCUGAUAUCAAUGGGUGGGAGCGGCUGUAUAGAAACCACUUGCAAGGAGCUGGGAGGUUGCACAGAGUUCACCGUGAUUCUGCUCGUCUCCGUUCUCUUCACACCUUGUCUCUUUGAAUUCACAGAUGCGCAGACCUAGCUUUGAUAUGACACAAGGGAAAAAAAACAACCAGAUGCAUAGGAUUUUAAAAAAAUAUUCUUUAGAUAUAAAAUGAUGCUUCAUAUUUAAAUUCAUUUCAUAUAUUUGCUUCGGGGUCAUCUCACUUACUUUUAAUGGAUUGUUUACAGUAUAAAUAUCUCUGCUCUUAAGUGCAUCUCCUUAAACAUGCAAAACACUUGCGAGGUUGCUUCAAGCCCCUUUUCCAUUAUGGUUCUCGGGUUUCAAUAGUCCCUGUAUACCCUGCACACUGCUUUCCCAGUACACAUAAUUGCAUUUUGCUAUUUGUAUGCUACAAAUGAGUCCAAACUGAAACUAAGGCUGAACUGCUGAAAUCGUGAAAAACUCAAUUAUGCUGCAUCUAUCAGAUUUUCAAUCCAAUUUGAAAGCCCCCAGUACUUGUGCUAUUUGAGGAGACUUGAAGGUGCGAAAUAUCAGCAGGGCUGCCGUUCUUCUGGUUGGUGAUGAUGUUCAUUUCCAGAACACUGACCCAGAACUAUUUUUGCAGACUGUAAGUGUUUAAAAACAUAUUCUGGUGCACUUGCAAAGGUUCGGCGUCCUAUGAACCUUUUGAAACUGAAUAAAUUGCAUACAGCUAAUGUGCUAUUCAUGCGAGUUGUCUGAAGUCUGAAUCACUCGGGAAGAAAGCCCUGCAUUCACUGCAACUUCUUCUGAUCCUGAAAAUGAAAAGAAGCAUUUUGAAUAGCUGGGUUUUUCUUUUUGUCAGGUGAGAUGAAAUGAUGGGUAUUAUUGGGAAGCCCUAGAAGCAGCAGCGGUCAGCAACAAAUUGCAGGAGAGCAGCUUUCACAGUUCUAGACACAUUCUUCUUGUUUUUCAAUGCAAUGAUACGCUUUACACCUGUCCUCCGUCGACUUAUUCGUGUUCAGAUUUAGAGGCUGGUGGAGGCUGAUAAGGCAUUCGCUGAGAGAUUUUCAGAAAAAAAACUCAGACAUAUAGUCAAUUUAUAGUUAUAGUUCAGAGCACACUUGCACACAAAGGAAGAAACUCCAAACAGGAAACCAAGAGCUGAGAGUCACACCGAGGAUAGUUACUGUGAAAUGUCAGAAAUACUACUCCAGGGCCAUGCACUUUAACUAUGUUAAAAAACACACACACAUAAAAAGAUUAUUGCUUUAUCUUCAAUCUUCCAUUAUGUUUAAAUAGACUUUUACAAGAGUGGAACCAAUUGAAAAGAUGAAAGCCGUUCUGUACUUUACUUGUCAGAAAUCAUCAUCUUGCAAUAGGAAAGAUUAGCAGUGACAUGCGUUCCCCUCUCGGCGGCUAAUGGGCAGACUGCUUCUGACGACUUGUAGAGCCUUUUACUGAACAUCCAGUGUGAUGUUUUUACCAAAGUGGCAAAAUAUGAUUUAUGGACAGAGAUUUGAACCUUCAGCAUUGACGUGUGUGACGCAAUCAGCGCUGUCGGCUGUAACACAUGUUGUGAUCACGCUACACAGUUUCUGAACUCACUAGUGCUGAUGACUCAGGAUGUAAUCCCUUCCACAGAACAACUGCUUUCUCCUUAUAGAAUCUCACUAGACUUUAAGAGUUAAAUGACAUAUCCAUAGCUUUAAUAUAGUAGACUUUGCAGUCUCUGAAUGGCAUUGCUGGGAUUUUUAAAAUAUUAAAGGCAUAAUUUAUUCAAGCUCAACACUUAACCACAAGAAGUUUGAUAACUUGAAGCUUAAAUGAAGUUAAAAAGCACAAAUACAGCACACAUAAUAUCCACACCAAAAACCACUGUUGUCUUUUAAGUUAAAAGAAAAGACACUUCACCCGUUGCCUACUGGUGGUGGUCAGAGGGCCCGGUGGCGCCAGUGUCCGGCAGCCUCGCCUCUGUCAGUGC
Molecule: messenger RNA, 7245 nt
Organism: Haplochromis burtoni (Burton's mouthbrooder)
Lineage: Eukaryota; Metazoa; Chordata; Actinopteri; Cichliformes; Cichlidae
Gene: marchf4b
Product: membrane associated ring-CH-type finger 4
Exons: 4
Coding region: 1168-2370 (400 amino acids)
Biological process (GO): protein ubiquitination
Molecular function (GO): zinc ion binding; ubiquitin-protein transferase activity
Source: RefSeq, a predicted model, not a curated record